CGGCUGGGAACUGCGAGCGGCGGCUGGGAACUGCGAGCCGGAGCGCAACGAUUCGAGUCCGGAACAAACCCCCCUCCUCCUCUUCCUCCUCUCCGCCGAAGCAAGACAACGUCUUAGGUCCGGCCUCGCUCCCGCGCCGAGUCCCGGUCAAAUCUCGCCAUGAGUAACGUGACCUCAGAGAGCGCUUUUCUGUCCGCUUUGCAGCCCAGCAACUCGGUGACCACCUACGGUCUCCCGUCGGAGAUACAGAUUAGCAAUGGAGGCUCCGGGUCGGACGAGGCCAGAACCCGGAGAGUCCAGCAGCAGGUCCAGAUGCGGCUGGCCGAGAAGAGCACGCUACCGCGUCAGAACGGCGUGGCCGGACAUUACGCCGCGUCAGAACAUGGUGGCUCUUCAACAAUGAAAUACCAGACCUUCAGCCCAGGAUUUACCUCCAAGUCUUCCUACAUGUACACAACCUCCAGACCAGUCAUGGCUUCACGCAUGUCCCAGUACACUGGCAGCUUGCCUAAAACCUUCACCUCCCGGUCUGCUGUGGACCUGAGCCAGCUCCAAAGGAUCAGCGUUGGGGGCGGAGGUGGUGGAGGUGGCAGCAUAUACCAACAUGAAGACGCGCACUUAGGAGGCUACCAGGGGACCACUAGGCAGCAGGUCUCUAUGAGCCGGUUCGACCCCGAUAUCAUCUCCCUGCAGUCCAUGCGCCAGCAGCCAGCCCAGAUGAAUGCCUGGAUGGUAGAUGGUAGCGAUGCCGUCAGCAUGGUCUCUGACCGGGAUGCCACCUAUAGCCGUCAGUUUAACCAAAGCACAAUGAACGGCUAUAGCUCCAGCAGUCAAAUGAGGCAGGGAGGUGGGGGAAACAUGGGCUUCCAGUCUAUGCGACGCUCUCUCAGUGGCACCCUGGCCCGCAGUGGAGAAAUGGCAGGAGGCGAGGUAGACCUUGUUCAGGCACACUCCUACAAGGGUCCAGCCUACCGCACCAUCAGCAGGAUUAACAACCGAAACAGAAUAAGCAUGGGCUCCAUGUCCGGGACCGGCACCCUACAGCAGCAGACAGCGGCUGACACAGGGUUUAUCUUGAGUGGGCUGGCCUCUGGUUCCCAAGGGAAUCUGAUGAUGCAGCGUCCUGUCUCACGUGCUAUGUCAGUAAAGAGCGCGCAGAGUGUGGGCGGCCGCAUCGACAUCUUUGAUGGGCAGAUGGAUUCUGAGGGAAGCAUGGGAAACCUCAGCAGGAUUAACAGCCUGGACAUGCCCACGGCAGUGCAGUACCUCAGAGAGAGUGACCCGAACAUGCAGGUCCUGGGAGCUGCCUAUAUUCAACAUGAGUGUUACAACAACAGUGAUGCCAAGCAUGAGGUGCGUCGCUACAAGGGAAUCCCUGAGCUGGUAAAACUGUUCAACUGUGACAACCAGGAGGUGCAGCGCUAUGCCACCGGUGCCACACGCAACCUCAUCUAUGAGAACAUGGACAACAAGGUGGCUCUGAUCGAGGAAGGUGGCAUCCCGCAACUGACUGAGGCUCUGAAGGAGCCUGACGAUGAGCUCCGCAAGAACAUCACUGGUAUCCUGUGGAAUCUUUCAUCCAAAGACAGUCUCAAAGAAAAACUGGCCAGGGAAACCCUUCCUGAGCUCACCGAGAAGAUCCUCGUUCCUUUAUCCGGAAAUGGAGACACCGAAGAAAUCCAGCAAAGCCCCUCGGAGGCAGAAAUCUUCUACAAUACCACCGGCUGCCUCAGGAACCUGAGCUCCGUGAAUGAAAAAACCCGGCAGCAGAUGAGAGACACCAACGGGCUGGUCGAUUCCCUGAUAACCUACCUGAAGUGUGCCCUGGAGGGCAGCAAGGCUGAGGACAAGGGGGUGGAGAACGCUGUGUGCGUCCUGAGGAACCUCUCAUUCCAGCUGUACAGUGAGCUGCCACCAUCUGUCAUGUUUCGCCUGGAUGGGCCGACCAGAGCACAGAGCACAGGGAAGGGUGAAGCCAUUGGCUGCUUCACUCCUCAGAGCAAGAAAGCCAAGAACCGGAAAAACCAGGAUCUGUCCACCUUCUCUGAGGUGGCCCGGGUGCCAAAGGGGAUGGAGUGGCUGUGGCACCCCCAGAUAGUGGGGCUGUACAACCGCGUGCUGCACCAGUGCGAGAUCAAUUCCACCACCCGUGAGGCUGCUGCCGGGGCCCUGCAGAACAUCACUGCUGGAGAUAAGAGGUGGGCGUCGGUGCUAAGUCGGGUGGCUCUGGAGCAGGAGCACAUGCUGCCAGUGUUGAUGGAUCUCUUGCGUGCCAACAGUGACACGGAGCUACGCUCCCUUACUGGCUUCAUCAGGAACCUGUCCCGCCAUGCCAAGGAUAAAAAUGACAUGGCCACGAAGGUCAUUAACAAUAUACUGACAAAGCUGCCCAGUGACGGCUACCAGAAGGUGCCCUCCAGUGAGGUGGUGGUCAACAUCUGUGGUGUUCUCAAUAAUCUGGUGACCAGCAGCUCCAUCGCUGCCCGAGAGAUAACCUUCUUCGAUGGGAUUCCAAAACUGAUUGGCAUCAAGAACUCCCACGACAACAGCCCAGGAAAGGUGAAAGCGUCCAAGGCUGCAGGCACCGUCCUCUCCAACAUGUUCCAAUACAAGAAGCUUCACAACGACUACAAACAGAAAGGGUUUUCCAGAGCAGAUUUUGUGGAUAUGACCAUUUAAAAAAGGGAUCCAACAGGAGCCUGUAUUCACCUUUGCUACGUUCAUGGACAUAUAGGUGAUGGAGGACUAACCCAAUGAAAACUGCUUGCCUGCUUCCACUGCAUUUUGAAACGGGAUGGACGUCACUGCAGGAUAAGCAGUGGGUCAGUGAUGGACGCAGGAUGCAGAUGCAUGAACCCCAACCUUUUGAUACUCUGUUUUAAAACACUGUUUUGAUAAGGAAUCAGGGAAUCGUUAAUUUUCUAUUCUCUCUCUCUCUCACUUGCUCACUCUCUCUGAGCAAGUUGUUUGCCCUAUGCAGCUUUUCUCUCAUUCUUUGCGUCAUGUGGAAGCAGUCCCAGAGGAGAGGCAGAUAAAGUGGAGUCUCUGUGUCUCGCCUUUUCACUGUAGCUCAUUUUCAGCAUGAAUCCAGCCAUUGUGGUACUGAUAUCAUUCUCUGAGAAGUGAAGAAUGAUUUACUCCUGUUAAUUACAACCAAUCAUAGAAUGUUUUUCUUUCUUUUUUUCUUUCUUGUGUAAAUGGUGCCCCCUUGUUUCUCUCUGUAUUAAAGGUACAUAUAUAUAUGUACCUUAUUUUAGAUACACUGAUGAGCGAAAACAUUAUGACCCCUCACAGUUGAACCGAAUAAUGUUGAUCAUCUCCAAACAAGGGCACAUGUCAAGGUCUGGGUGGAUUAGAUGUUAAGCAAACAAUCAGUUCUCGUAGUCAACGUGUUGGAUGCAGGAGAAAUGGGCGGGAGUAAAGACCUGAGCGACUUUAGCAAGGGCCAAAUUGUUAUGGCCAGACGGCUGGGUCAAGGCAUCUCUGAAACGGUAAGGCUUGUGGGUGCUCCCGGUCAGCAAUGGUGGGUACCUACCGACAAUGGUUGAGGAGGGACAAACCACAAACUUGCGACGGUGUUUGGUGCCCAGUGGUCAUCGAUGUGCGAGGGCAACGAAGGCUAUCCCUUCAGGACGCCCCUUAGGGUUUCGGUCGCACAUGUUUGUUUAAAGCGUGGGGCGCUACCCCACAUGCAGUUCUAUGGUUCUCCGUUAUCUGGAGAUUUUGUGCCUUUCCAUUGUCAAGAUGCAUAGCUCAUCUGCAAAGCCACAACGUCCCCCAGUCCAUAACAUCAGUCUAUCGAUGAAUGCAGCUAGGACUACUGCUGCCCAUAGCAAUAGCAGGAUUUAUUACCGAGGUUUACUCCUCUAGAGCUGCGGUGUUCAGCUCUGUUGUCUCCUGACAGUAUUAACAGGAUUACCGCCAGGAGGGUGUGGCUCUUCACCAAGCACGGACACUCAUUCGUCACGGAGAGGCUAUAUUUUGCUCUUCACAUGAUGCUGGGGUGUAUGAAGACCAGUUUAGGACGCCACGAAAGGCCAUCUAGGAAAGAUACUACUCCUAUGUUUAACCCCUCCACCAUCAAAAAUGCCUACAAUGGUCACGUGACCAUCAGAACUGGACCUUGGAGCAGUGGAAGAAUGUCGCCCGGUCCAGUGAGUCCCGUUUUCUUUUAGAUCACGUGGACGGCCAUGUACAUGUGCGCCGUUUACCUGGGGAAGUGAUGGCACCGGGAUGCGGUGGGGGAAGAUGCCAGGCUGGUGGAGGCAGUGUGACGCUCAGGGCAAUGUUCUGCUGGAAACCAUGGGUCCAGCCAUUCAUGUGGAUGUCAAUUUGACACGUGCCAUCAACCUAAACACCGUUGCAGAGCAGGUGCACCCCUUCAUGGGAACGGUAUUCCCUGAUGGCAGUGGCCUCUUUCAGCAGGAUAAUGCCCCCUGCAACAAUGCACAUGGUUCAGGAAUGGUUUGAGGAACAUGAUGAAGUGUUCAAAGUGUUGCCCUGGCCUCCAAAUUCUCCAGGGGCCUCAUGUAUCAAUCGUUACUAUGGGAAGAUUUGUGCAUACACACCCAUGGGAUUUUUUAGCCCUGAAGUUUGUCUCAGAGAUCAGUGUAGAACCUGGGUAACCCCUGAAUUUAGACACCGAUUGGCUAACACUGGUGUCUUUGCAGGCCCGGGUGACUGCUCAUUGCAAGAGGUGGACAGUAGAUGUUAGGAGGAAGGAAUUACAAAUAACCAUCAUGCUUUGCUUCUGACUGUCAGACAAUCUUGAGGGCUAAAGAAAUCCCAUGGGUGUGUGCACACAAAUUUGCCUACAGUAACGAUUGGUGCAUGAGGCCCCAGAUCUCAAUCCGAUUGAGCACCUGUGGGAUGUGCUGGACCGACAAGUCCAAUCCACGGUGGCUCCACCUCGCAACUUAUGGGACUUAAAGGAUCUGCUGCUCAUGUUUUGGUGUCAGAUCCCAUAGGACAACUUCAGGGGUCUUGUAGAGUCCAUGCCAUGGCGGGUCGGUGCUGUUCUGGUAGCAUACAGCGGACCAACAGCAUAUUAGGCAGGUGAUCGUAAUGUUUUGGCUCAUCAGUGUAUAUGGUAUACAUUGUAUAUAGAUGGAAUAUAUGGAAUAGAUAUCUAUAUCUUGUUUAAGUUUGCAUAAAUAGGUAAAGGUAACGUGUCCUAUCUGGAACAUCUUCUUUGCUAUUCACGAGUGAGAGUCCAACAAUGAACGAAUGAAUGAAUGAUACACAAAUGGAUGGAGGUCUGGAAACAAGAGACUACUGACAUUUGGGUUUAGAAGUGUGACUCAAGGAUCUGGGGAUAAAGAUAAUCUAUCUCAUGCUGUACAAAGCCCACUUUUGUAAAUAGUUUGUGCUUCAGCAUUUGGAAAACCUUAUCUGAGGCAACUUAAAAUCUGUUUGGCAUAAAAAAAGUCUCCAUGUUGGACAUUUCAAACCAUUAUCCCAAACCCAGCUCUGUCAUCCAUGUCUUUUUCUUUUUCCAUAGCGAACACAAUUAUACCUGCUUCUCGGCUAACGUCUAAUUAAGUCACGAGCUGUUUCUCAGUGGUUUGGAAUGGGUGGGCUCCAAGGUCGUUGUCUUUCAUUUACUUUCGAAGCCGACUGUCUCCUACUUAUAAGCAUUGUUUUCGCAUUAUGUAAAUCAUGUAAAGAGAAAAAAACCUCCCGCAUCACCACCACUAUCAUCACCACCAUCAUCACCACCAUCAGUUUGUCAGGUCAAAAGCACACACACACAGUCCUUUCAACCAAUGAAAUAUUUACAGUUUUUUUUUUAAACGAGGUUUUAUAUUAAAACUGUAGUUUCAUACGAAGGCGUUUAUUUUUAUCCAGUUAUUACAAACCUGAGUGCACGUUCAACCCACAGUUUUGCGGCCCACGCGACCAUAAUUCAGUCUAUGCAAUUUGAAUUGGAGUCCAGAUUCGAUCAAGGCAUUGCGAGCAUAACUAUGGUUGCUUAGCUGCAGUGCAAGUUAUCACUGCGUGCCUCUGUAUGAUGUGUUGAAUUCUGGGCGAUGCCUCUGCGUUGUAUUCAGGCAUGUGAAUAUUGUUCAACUAAUAAAAUAAUGCCACUUUGUUGGAUGC
This is a messenger RNA of Lampris incognitus (smalleye Pacific opah), 6099 nucleotides long. RefSeq names its product plakophilin 3a (gene pkp3a). Bases 160 to 2679 code for a protein of 839 amino acids. The transcript is spliced from 13 exons. Gene Ontology annotation, biological process: cell-cell adhesion; cell-cell junction assembly. The record is from RefSeq and is a predicted model, not a curated record. Gene Ontology annotation, molecular function: cadherin binding. Gene Ontology annotation, cellular component: plasma membrane; adherens junction; nucleus. Lineage: Eukaryota; Metazoa; Chordata; Actinopteri; Lampriformes; Lampridae.